AUGCUUGCCAAGUCUAUAAUAAUGCUCUGGGCGCUGUUCCUCCUCAUGGCAACCGCCCAAGCCCAAUUUCAAUUCUUCGAACAAAUGUUUAGUGGUGGAGGACAUGGCGGCCAUCAAGGCGAACAAGAAGCUUCUAGCGACAGCUCUUGGUAUCAGCGAACUUGGGAAGGAGCUCAUUGCACGAGAUACCUCUGCCCUGGCACAUUAGCCUGCGUCCACUUUCCACACCAUUGUCCAUGUCCUCAUCCUGAUGUUGAAGAAAAAGUCGAGCUUGGUGAAGGAAGCGCGGUUUGCGCAUCCAGAGGCGGAUUCAAGGCCGGAGAAACUGCAAGGAAAAUCGAAUUGGCGCGCAAAGGGCUUUUGGUUCCACCCUGGUUCGUCGCUCUUAAGCUUCUUCUCAUGACCUCAUUUGUCCUGCUUCUUGACACAUCAGCAUCUGCGGUCUCGGAAGACGCUGGGUCGUCUUCCAUCCCACAUCUGGUCUCCCAUCGAUCUACUAUUUUUUUCAACUCCUUGGAAAGCGCAGCUAUUCUCUUGUCCGAGAUGAAGAGAGCUCUUCCGUUUAUACCGUGCAGGAACUUUACCCCGAGACGUUCCGUGCCUCGCAAUUCCCUACGACGAAAAGACCUUCUCUUGCCGACAACGUUUUAUCGAAGCGUGCACGAGAAAAACUCAGAGCGCAACCCUGCCUCAAAUAUCGAGAAUGUAUCCACAGCGUUGCGUGAUACAAUCCCACAAAAGAACAAUCUCCUAUCACCUGUUCACAUACCGGAAGACCCCAAUGCGGUCCUAAAGGAAACCCACCUAGCGGCAAAGCUGUUGGCAAACUCAAGCCUUGUGGUUCUAAAAGAUAUAGAUAUGAUUAAUGUUCUCGCUGGUUUUGAGCAGUCAACCCGUUAUGUGAUCAUGGAUGCCAACGGGAACCACGUUGGAUAUAUGGCAGAGCAAGAAACUGGUGUUGGUGGUAUGCUGUCUCGGCCGUGGACUCGCUCACAUCGGAGUUUCACUAUGCAUGUCUUUGAUCGAGACCAAAAGGAGGUUCUCAGGUUUCAACGUCCUUUUUCCUGGUUCAACGGUCACAUUCGUGUAUACGAUCCCCUUGACCUAGCUGACCCUGCGUAUUCGCCAUCAAAUACAUACCAACCCACUCCACCGACUGCCUGGGCGUCUAUUGCUAGCAAUUCGAAGGUGGCAGUAUCGCCGCUGUCGAUUUCGGACAUGCGAGUUAUUGGGGAAGCACAGCUUAAAUGGACUCCGUUCCGCCGCAAAUACAAUUUGUUUAUUUUUCAUCCCAACUCAACGUCCAAAUCUGACCUUGGAACGAAGCACGUUCCUGCAACCAGCGGCAAGCUAUCGCAAACUCAGCAAAUGCAACUACAAUAUCAAUCGGGUGGCGCCAACAGCGGAGGGCACUACAACCAGUUUGCCUAUGUCAAUGAGCGUCCCUUAUCGAGGAACUUCUCUAUUCGUUCGGAAGGUGAACGACUGAUAGGUUCGGUGAACCGCAACUUUGCCGGAUUUUCUGAAGAAUUCCUUUUUGGCACGGGCGGCGUGUAUGCUCUUCGAAUGGACGCCGUAGCUUUGGCGGAAAAGAAGGAGCGCCAGCAUACCAACCCGACUAGUACGACAGGGAUGACUCUAGACCAACGCGCUGUUAUGUUAGCGGGGGCUGUUAGCAUCGAUUUCGAUUUCUUUAGUCGCGCUGUCCCCAACAAUCCGUGGUAUUGGCUCCCUGUCGAUGCAGGGAUGGCUGCAAGUGCAAGUCAGACUGCUACCGCUGGAGGAGCCUCUACUGGGAUUACUGGGGCCGCCGCUGGAUCAGCCGUUUCAUCUGUAGGUAGGAUUGGAGCAAUUGGUAGUUUAGCAGAUGGAGUUACUGCUGCUGGGACCGUAGCCGGCUACGAGACGAUGCGACAAAGUAUGGACGGCAAUCAUUCACCUUCUCCAUAUCAGGGCCCAAGCACGCCGACUACACCGGCCCAGAGUCAAUCUCAGGGUGAGAAAGAGGUCUGGGGUGAAGUUCUCCCCCAAGUUCCUCCGCAAGCCUCUCCUGAAAUCUCCGAGAAAAACUCCCUAGGAGAACUUGGUCCAGGAGGCGGUGCUGCAGGCAGCAACGUACCUGGUGGAAAGGGUGGUGACAGUCUUAGUGAUAUCGUGGACUUGUUCCUGUAA
This is a messenger RNA of Talaromyces rugulosus, 2172 nucleotides long. RefSeq lists its product as uncharacterized. The record is from RefSeq and is a predicted model, not a curated record. Bases 1 to 2172 code for a protein of 723 amino acids. Gene Ontology annotation, molecular function: phospholipid scramblase activity. The transcript has 5 exons. NCBI's taxonomy places the organism in Eukaryota, Fungi, Ascomycota, Eurotiomycetes, Eurotiales, Trichocomaceae. Gene Ontology annotation, biological process: plasma membrane phospholipid scrambling. Gene Ontology annotation, cellular component: plasma membrane.